Molecule: messenger RNA, 2133 nt
Organism: Dovyalis caffra
Lineage: Eukaryota; Viridiplantae; Streptophyta; Magnoliopsida; Malpighiales; Salicaceae
Source: the annotation of a GenBank genome assembly
AUGAAAGAGACAGAGAAGAAGAGCUUGGAUCCACAGCUAUGGCAAGCCUGUGCAGGAAGCAUGGUGCAAAUCCCUCCACUCAACAGUAAAGUCUUCUACUUUCCACAAGGCCACGCCGAGCACUCUCAAUCCCCCUUCGAUUUCCCCCAAAGAGUCCCUUCUUUCAUCCUCUGCCGCGUUGUCACUGUCAGAUUUCUUGCCGACCCUGACACUGAUGAGGUCUACGCCAAGAUCGGCCUCGUCCCUUUACCAAACACUGACCUUGAUUUCCCUCAAGAUAUCGGACUUUGUGGUAAUGGGAACGACAGCAACAACCCAGAGAAGCCGGCCUCUUUUGCAAAGACACUAACUCAAUCUGAUGCUAACAACGGUGGGGGUUUCUCUGUGCCUAGAUACUGUGCAGAGACGAUUUUUCCAAGGCUGGAUUACUCUGCGGAUCCUCCCGUGCAGACUGUGAUUGCUAAAGAUGUGCACGGUGAGGUAUGGAAAUUUAGGCAUAUUUAUAGAGGGACACCAAGGAGGCAUUUGCUGACUACUGGAUGGAGCACUUUUGUUAACCAGAAGAAAUUGGUUGCUGGAGAUUCAAUUGUGUUCUUGAGGGCUGAAAAUGGCGAUCUUUGUGUUGGAAUUCGCCGUGCCAAGAGGGGGAUUGGAUUUGGGUGUGGACCUGAAUCAUCAUCAACCACUGGGUGGAAUUCCAACAAUGCUACUUGUGCUAACCCAUAUGGUGGUUUUUCACUUUUUGUGAAAGAAGAUGAGAUGCGAAAUGGGGGAAUGAAGGGAAGGGGAAGAGUGAAGCCUGAAGAGGUUUUGGAGGCUGCUGGUCUUGCGGCUAAUGGGAAGCCUUUUGAAGUGGUUUACUAUCCGCGAGCAAGCACCCCAGAGUUUUGUGUUAAGAUAUCUUCAGUGAGGGCGGCAAUGAGGAUCAGUUGGUGCUCUGGGAUGAGGUUUAAGAUGGCUUUUGAAACAGAGGACUCUUCGCGGAUUAGCUGGUUUAUGGGGACCGUUGCCUCUGUUCAGGUUGCUGAUCCCGUCCGAUGGCCUAAUUCUCCAUGGCGGCUACUCCAGGUGACAUGGGAUGAGCCAGAUUUGCUACAAAAUGUCAAACGUGUCAGCCCAUGGCUGGUUGAAUUGGUGUCAAAUAUGCCAGUCAUCCACCUGUCACCCUUCUCCCCACCAAGAAAGAAGUUGCGAUUGCCGCAACAGUUAGACUUUCCGCUUGACGGCCAAUUUCAAUUGCCGUCAUUUUCAGGCAACCCCCUUGGGCCCAGCAGCCCCUUGUGUUGUCUAUCCGAUAACACUCCUGCAGGCAUACAGGGAGCCAGGCAUGCUCAAUUUGGAAUAUCUUUAUCAGAUUUCCAGUUUAACAGCAAACUGCAGUCAGGGCUGUUCAGUCUCCAGCGGUUCAAUCCACAUUCUAGAAAUUCUGAAAACUACCUGACAGGCCACACAAACAGCAAUGAGAAUUUAUCUAGCUUGUUAACAAUGGGGAACAGCAACACAAAGUUGGAGAAAUCUGAUAACGUAAAGAAACACCAGUUUCUGCUCUUUGGUCAACCAAUACUUAUUGAGCAGCAGAUAUCUCAUAGCUGUUCAACUGAUGCAGUCUCACAAGUUAUUAAUGAGAGAAAUUCAUCUAGUGAGUCUCCCAACAGGGAAAAAAAUUCUGAUGUAUUACGAUCUGCACCUGAGAAGAACAUUUCACUAGAAAAGUCAUGUGGUACUGGGUUUCCAUGGCACCAGCGUCUUCACAAUGCUAGUGAAAUUGGCAUGGAUACUGGUCACUGCAAGUCAGAGGAUGUGGGACGGACCCUUGACCUCUCUGCUCUUUGUUCUUAUGAAGAGCUACAAAGGAAACUGGCUAACAUGUUUGGAAUAGAGAGAUCAGAAAUGUCAAGCCAUGUGCUCUACCGAGAUGCGACAGGUGCUGUUAAACAGAUUGGAGAUGAACCAUUCAGUGUUUUUAUAAAAACUGCAAAAAGAUUGACGAUUCUGAUGAACCGAGCUAGCAGUGACAGUGUUGGGAGGACAUGGAUAACGGGGAUGCGAAACGCUGAGAAUGGACUAGAUGCUCCAAAUAAGACAGUGACAGAUAAUUGGAGUGAGAAACAUGUGCACCGUCGAGGUGGUUGA